Molecule: messenger RNA, 1926 nt
Organism: Didymodactylos carnosus
Lineage: Eukaryota; Metazoa; Rotifera; Eurotatoria; Philodinida; Philodinidae
Source: the annotation of a GenBank genome assembly
AUGUGUUGGCUUCAAUCAGGCCUUAUUAAGAAAGAGUCUCCAUCGCCUACAGUCUCGUCGUCAAUUGCCAAUAUAUUUACGUUAAAUACAAGUGAUUUAAACUGUCUUAAAUGUCAAAUAUGUCAGGAUACAAUAAUUCAACCUACACAAUUACCAUGCAGACAUACAUUUUGCAUGAAAUGUAUAAAGAAUCAAUUAAAAACCAAAUCAAAUUCAUGGACAACGAGUAUGUAUACACGUUUUUCGGCAACAUCAUUAACAACAAAUUGUCAUACAAAUUUACCAUCAUUAUCGUAUUUCAAAUGUGUAACAUGUUUCAAAUUACAUAAAAUUCAAUCUAUAGAAGAUUUAAAAGAAAAUUCAUCAUUAGCUCUACUAAUUAAUACUUUAUGUUGUGAUGUAUGUCAUCAAAUUAGUGAAUUUCAACAAUUAGAUACAUGUUUACAUUGUUACGGAGUACUAUGUCCACAAUGUUAUGAGAAACAUCAAACAUCUGAUUUUCAUGCACUUACACCAAAACGAAAGGUCACAUUUGAGUUUCUUUUAAACAAUCAACAAUCAUCAUCCAUUCUUUAUCAGAUACCAUCGUUAAAUGAAAAUUUUAAAGAUGGUCAACAGAAACAAUUACGAAAACGACAGAGUGAAACAACAGAAGAAAAUGAUGUUAUUCAUCAAAGAAUUUUAACCGAAAAACGAAUGAAUAUUAUUCAACAAACUGAAUACAAAAAAAUACUGAUGAUGCCAACAAUCAUUACUACAAAUGACAAUCAAUUACUUCAUCAUUCUGUUCCAAAUGAUGAAAAUGACAAUCAAUUACUUCAUCAUUCUGUUCCAAAUGAUGAAAAUGACAAUCAAUUAAUUGUUAAAAAUCAACGUGUAUCAUUAAAAAAACCUUUAUCAAAAUUAAGUGGAUAUGUACGUCAUGAUUCAUUAUCACCACUAGCCAGUCUAAACAAUAGUCCUAAAGUGGCAAGAAAACCGAAGAGAACAUUGUCAUUAAAAAAUUUUUGUAAUAAUUUAGAAUUACCAAAAAUAAUUGUUCAAGAUUCUUCAAAUAAAUUACCAGAAAUAGAAACGUUGACUCCAACCACUCCAGUUCGAACAUUUUUAAAUUUAAAUGAUCAUUACAAAUUAACAUGUGAUCAUAUUGAAAGAUGUAAACAACGAAUACAAGAAUUAGAUUUAUGUGUUAAAAAAUUAAUUGAAAUUUAUAAACAAAAAAUUGAUGAAAAUCAAAAAAAUAUUGAUUUUUAUUGGAAUUUAUUAAAACAGACAAUUUUAGCACAAAUAAAACAUCAAUCAUGUACAAUAUCAACGAAAGAAUUAUUAAAAUAUUUAAUGUGUUGUCAUCAUUCUAAUUCAAAUACUACAAAUCUUUCGUCAUUUUCCAAAAUAAUUUAUAAACAACAGUUAUUACGUACAUAUUUAAAAAAUAAUGAUGAAAUAAAUGCUGCAUUGCAAGUAUUUUAUACUAAUCUAGUUAUUCUUCUACAUCAAACACCAUCUCAAACUUCGAUUAAUAUAAAUAAUUCAUAUAAUUUAAUAAAUCAAUUAUUCGAACGUGAAGAACAAACAACAUUAAAAUCCAUACGAAAAGAGUCUGCACAAACAUUAGGAAUUUAUGCUCAAGAAUUAGAAAAACUUCAGAUACAAGUAGAAACACAAAGUGAUGACUUUUUAAAAUGGAAAAAUUCAAAUAUUAUAGAGUUAGAUGAGAUAAAAGAACAAUGGUCAAUUUCCGUUGAUGUAACGUAUCCAAAAUUGAUCGAAAAAAUUUCAACUGAUUUUAUUCAAAUACAAACACAAGAUGAAACUAUUGUGACCAUGUUAAAACAUAUAAAACAAAGAAUAAAAGAGAAUAUUCAACAACAACAAAAACAACAACAGCAACAACCAAGAAUUCUUAAGAGUGAUAAUGAGUGUUAG